Molecule: messenger RNA, 1857 nt
Organism: Jaminaea rosea
Lineage: Eukaryota; Fungi; Basidiomycota; Exobasidiomycetes; Microstromatales
Product: NMD3-domain-containing protein
Exons: 2
Coding region: 91-1827 (578 amino acids)
Biological process (GO): ribosomal large subunit export from nucleus
Cellular component (GO): cytoplasm; nucleus
Molecular function (GO): ribosomal large subunit binding
Source: RefSeq, a predicted model, not a curated record
AGUGAGGGGAGGCGACAUCAGCGGCGCAGCAAGUCGUCAAAUCAAGCUUGCCACCAUCAUCAUCAUCAUCAUUCCUCCUCGCGCCUAGCAAUGGAGUACUUGCAGCCUCAGGCGCAUGACGCUGAGCAGGGCCUCGUCCUCUGCGCCGACUGUGGCACUGCCAUUCCACCGAACUCGGCCAAUCUCUGCCUGUCAUGCUUGCGCAACUCAGUCGACAUCACUGAAGGAAUCCCAAAGCAGGCAACGGUCAACUUCUGCAAGAACUGUGAGCGAUAUCUCAACCCGCCGCAGACGUGGGUAAUGGCUCAGCUCGAGAGCAGAGAGCUUCUCGCCAUCUGCCUGCGCAAGCUGCGUGGCCUCAACAAGGUCAGACUCAUCGACGCCGGCUUCAUCUGGACUGAGCCCCACUCGAAGCGACUGAGAGUCAAGCUCACCGUACAGAAGGAGGUCCUCAUCUCGACGAUCUUGCAGCAGAUCUUUGAGGUCGAGUACAUUGUGCAGUACGGCCAAUGCCCAGACUGUACCCGUCUUGCGGCCAAGAAUACAUGGAAGGCCCAGGUUCAGGUCAGGCAGAAGGUUCCCCACAAGAGGACGUUCCUCUACCUUGAGCAGCUCAUCCUCAAGCAUAACGCGCACAAGGAUACAAUCAACAUCUCAGAGAAGAAGGACGGCCUCGACUUUUACUACACGCAGAGAGCUCACGCAGUCAAGAUGUGCGAGUUCCUGGCGUCAGUCGUGCCCGUCAAGGUCACGUCAAGCACCAGUGUCAUCAGCAUGGACAUCCAUUCGAGCACUUCGAACAACAAGUUCACCUACAGUGUUGAGAUUGCGCCCAUCUGCAAGGACGACCUCAUCUGCCUGCCAAAGAAUGUAGCCAAGAGCUUGGGACAACUACCGCAGCUCGUCCUCUGCUCUCGCAUUACAAAUUCGAUUCGCCUCAUGGACCCAGUCACCCUUCACUACGCCGACAUACCCGCAGAGAAAUACUUCCGCGACCCCUUCCAAGCCCUCUGCACCAUCCCCGAGCUCGUCGAGUUCCUCGUUCUGGACAUCGAGCCCUCCACACACGCCGCGCCCACGAACAAUUCAAGCAAGACCAGCAAGCUCCUCACAGCAGACGCCCAAGUCUCUCCAAUGAAUGCCACCUCCUUCGGCCAAGCGGACGCUGUCCACCACACCCGAACACACCUUGGCGCACUCCUCCAGCCAGGAGACGCGGCAAUGGGCUACAACUUGGGCUCGGCCAACUUCAAUUCAGAGGUCUUCGAUUCCAUCCCGUCAGAGAAGAUCCCAGACGUGUUCUUGGUGAAGAAGAGCUACCCUGACAGCAAGAAGAGGAGGAAGAACAGGAAUUGGCGCCUCAAAUCCAUUGCGAAGGAGGCGGACGAGCAGACUGUCAGUGAGACGACUCAUGGUCGUGGAGCACUGGGUCGUCGUGGUGGAUUGGACGGACAGAAGGUCGAGGCGGCAUACGAGUGGUUCUUGCGCGAGUUGGAAGAGGACGAGGAGAUGCGUGCGGGCGUCAACCUGUACCGCGACAAGGAGGCAGAGGAGCGCUUGAAGCGCAAGAGAGAGGCAAAGGCGCUCAGGAGGGCGAGAAAGGCUGCUCAGCGUGAUGCCGAGGGAGAUGAGGAGAUGGAUGGUGAUGGAGAUGCGGACAUGGGAGCAGGAGCCGCUGGUGACAUCGAUGAUGGGAUGACAGACGACGGCAUGACGACGGACGGGGAGAGCGAGUUUGGUGACGAUGAGGAUGUGCCGCGGAUCAGGAUGGAUGAGCUCCUCGACGAUAUGGACGAGAUGGCCAUCGAUGAGGGAUUCAAGCCAUGAUGAGAGACGGCAGGUUGCAAUUCCACAGAG